GUCAACACAGCAGGCUAAUCUGCUCAUGCUCGCCAUGCCGGUGCCACCUCACAUUAUCUUCUGCAUUUUGUUUUCUGCCCUGACUGCUGCUUCUACGGAAAUGGCCCAACCGUAUCUUUCCUGGCACGCCAACGACGAUGACGCUGCUUUCGGCCAUCCGAUGAAUUCCUGCAUCACACCCAAGUCGCCGGCACUGUUGCUGAAUCCGGUUGCUCAUCUUAACUGUACCCCAUCACCCCUGGCGGCAUCAUUCGAUGCGCGGCUGGAAUACCGACUGCCACUGACAUCAACUCGGCAAGCUAUAAAGGAGCAAGCGCGGCCAGAGACGCUUUGUGGGCCCGGCUGCUGUGCGUCAACACAGCAGACUAAUCCACUCAUGUUUGCCAUGCAGCUAAACACGUGGUGGCACAGUAUUCCGGAGGGCGAUCGGGUGGCGUAUGGCCUGAUUGCAGCCAACGCUGUAGUCUUUCUGCUGUGGCGAGUUCCCCGGAUGGAGCCUGUUAUGCUGCGAUACUUUGUCUCCCAUCCGACAUCCAAGCCAUUGUGCCUGCCGAUGUUCCUGUCGACAUUCAGUCACCAUUCAUUCUUCCACCUGGCAGCCAACAUGGUGGUGCUCAACAGCUUUGCACCAACUGCAGUGGCCUUGCUGGGGCGAGAGCAGUUUCUCGCCAUGUACAUUAGUGGCGGUGUUGUGUCGUCCCUUGCCAGCUACCUGAACAAGGUUGCCGCUCGCCGAGCUGCCAUGUCUCUGGGUGCAUCCGGAGCAAUUCUGGCUGUGAUAGGAGCCCUGUGUGUGCAGUAUCCGGAUGCACAGCUUAGCAUCAUCUGCCUGCCUUUCUUCACCUUCUCAGCAGCUGCGGCAUUGAAAGGUUUGUUGGCAUUUGACACGGCUGGCAUGCUGUUUCGGUGGCACUUAUUGGACCAUGCGGCCCAUUUAGGAGGCACUGUGUUUGGAAUGGGCUACGUGCUCUAUGGCCAGGAGAUAUGGAAGCGCAGGGAGCCCAUUCUCAACACGUGGCACCAGCUGCGUGAAGGCUGGGGUCGUAGGUGAUUACCUUCGUGUUUAGUGUGGCAGGAUCACACUGCUUACUGGGUGAUCCUAUUCUGUGUACCCUUAAUGAAUGAGUUGUUGUCUUCUAUAAGCACGAAUAAAAACGGUGUAUAUUUGCAGUGUAUGCACA
Molecule: messenger RNA, 1181 nt
Organism: Rhipicephalus microplus (southern cattle tick)
Lineage: Eukaryota; Metazoa; Arthropoda; Arachnida; Ixodida; Ixodidae
Gene: rho-7
Product: rhomboid family intramembrane serine protease rho-7
Cellular component (GO): membrane
Molecular function (GO): serine-type endopeptidase activity
Source: RefSeq, a predicted model, not a curated record